AAUUCUAAAGGCGAUUUUUAAAUCAUGUCAAGCUCAGUUGAACAGAAAAAGGGGCCUACAAGACAGCGCAAAUGUGGCUUUUGUAAGUCCAAUAGAGAUAAGGAAUGUGGACAGUUACUAGUCUCGGAAAACCAGAAGGUGGCAGCACACCAUAAAUGUAUGCUCUUUUCAUCUGCUUUGGUAUCAUCACACUCUGAUAAUGAGAGUCUUGGUGGAUUUUCUAUUGAAGAUGUCCAAAAGGAAAUAAAAAGAGGCACAAAAUUGAUGUGUUCUUUGUGCCAUUGUCCUGGAGCCACAAUUGGUUGUGAUGUGAAAACAUGUCACAGGACAUACCACUACCACUGUGCAUUGCAUGACAAAGCUCAAAUCCGAGAGAAACCUUCACAAGGAAUUUACAUGGUUUAUUGCCGAAAACACAAGAAAACUGCUUAUAACUCUGAAGCUGAUUUAGAAGAAACUUUUAAUGAGCAUGAACUGGAGCCCUCAUCACCUAAAAAUAAAAAGAAAAGUCGUAAAGGAAGGCCAAGAAAAACGAAUUUUAAAGGGCUGUCUGAAGACACCAGGUCCACAUCCUCCCAUGGGACAGAUGAAAUGGAAAGUAGUUCCUAUAGAGAUAGGUCCCCACACAGAAGCAGCCCUAGUGACACCAGGCCUAGGUGUGGGUUUUGUCAUGUAGGCGAGGAAGAGAAUGAAGCUAGAGGAAAACUGCAUAUAUUUAAUGCCAAAAAGGCAGCUGCACAUUAUAAGUGCAUGCUGUUUUCUUCUGGCACAGUCCAGCUCACAACCACAUCAAGAGCAGAAUUUGGAGAUUUUGAUAUUAAAACUGUACUUCAGGAGAUUAAGCGAGGAAAAAGAAUGAAAUGUACACUUUGCAGUCAGCCCGGUGCUACUAUCGGAUGUGAAAUCAAAGCCUGUGUGAAGACAUACCAUUACCACUGUGGAGUACAAGACAAAGCUAAAUACAUUGAAAAUAUGUCACGAGGAAUUUACAAACUAUAUUGUAAAAAUCAUAGUGGAAAUGAUGAAAGGGAUGAAGAAGAUGAGGAACGAGAGAGUAAAAGUCGUGGAAAAGUAGAAAUUGAUCAGCAACAACUAACUCAGCAGCAACUUAAUGGAAACUAGGUAUGAAAGUUCAUGCUAUUGGAUCCAUUGUCGGGUUACAAUAGACAUUGAUCAAUGCAGUAAGACUUUAAUGCUAAUAUGUUUAGUUAGGAGCAUGUUAGUAGAAUGCAGAAGAUUGUGUAGGCUUGCACAGUUUGUUGUUUUGUUUUCUAAGUAGCUGAUUUUGUAACAGUUAAAAAGAAACUAUUCACUUUAUCAAUAAAUGUAGUUUUAAGUAAAAUCAAUAAGAUAUUCUCACUCCUCAAUAACAUAUUUAUUGUUUCUUCCCCUCAAGCAUCAUAUUUUACAUUUUUUUAUCAUCUUUUGAACAGGUUCAUGGGACAGAGUUAGAAAACUGGGAAUGAAUAAGACAUCCAUAACUACUAUUCUUUUUCACUGUUUUCCAAAAUCCAAAAGGGUUUGUAACUUUUUACUACCCAACUCUUAGAUCCUUUACUGAACUGCCGAAAAAUGUCCUGUUUGUUCUAUGAACGUUCACUAGAUGGCAGAAUGUGACAUGUGGAUAUUAUUUAGCUGUAGUUUGCAGUUUCUGGGAAGCAAUUGAAACACUAUUAACCUAUGUACGGUGUCAACAGUUCAAGCAGACAUUGCAGUGAAGUAAGCUAUAUAUGUGGACUGAACCAAGUUCUCCUCUUUAGAAUGUUUCAGUUUGUCUAGUGGACUGGUGGUACCCAAGGAAAAGCAUACGCAAAUUUGACUUUACAGUGCAGACAUGCCUCUGGUGGCAACCUGGUAAUGUGGGCAUUCCUUUUUUCACAUUCAAGUACUGAUGGCUGUAAAUGAAGAGAGCCACCUUUUUUCUCUUGACUUUGAUAGCACAUGCUAAAAAUUUCUUC
Messenger RNA from Chrysochloris asiatica (Cape golden mole), 1958 nucleotides. RefSeq names its product PHD finger protein 6 (gene PHF6). The transcript has 9 exons. The record is from RefSeq and is a predicted model, not a curated record. Gene Ontology annotation, cellular component: nucleus. Bases 25 to 1122 code for a protein of 365 amino acids. Lineage: Eukaryota; Metazoa; Chordata; Mammalia; Afrosoricida; Chrysochloridae.